GACACAGGUGUUUCAUGAACAAGAUCUUCCAGGUUGGACUGCCGAAUAGGUUUGGUCGGUGCAACCAGGUGGAAAUGAGCUGCGUCCUGAUUCCUCUGCUUCUCCAAGACCCGUCCGUGAAGAAGGCGCAUCCAAAGAAGAAGGCGCGACUACCUUCACCGCUGAAAGCACCACUGAAAGCAGUGCUUUUCAAGGCGAUGCCAGAGAUCGCAAGUGCCAUUGGGGGCAUCAAAGAUGCCGAGCGGGGUUCGCCUGUGGAGCAGAGAUCGGUGCUGGCUGACUGCCGAGACAUCCCAGUGUGGUCCUACAACAUCCGUUAUGAGAUGAGGUUCAUUUCGAUGUUACAUUGGUGCAAUCGUCAGAUCGCUGAAGGGCAGGUGGUCGACGUGAGCUCAUUUGAGGAUUUCCUGAAUUUGAUGGAAACCUCACGAUCUGACCAGAGGCGAGCCGCAGCCCACUCUGGUACAAAGGCAGCCGAGGCAGAAGCUGCAGCCAAGGCCAAGGCAGCUGAAUCUACUGCUAGCUCCAGUUCGAGAAUCAUCAAGGCCAUUGCCACCACCUCCACAACCGGCUGCACCAGUGCCUUUCAAGGCAACGCCAGGCCCCUGGAAGCCAGGGCUGCUAUGGGCUCUGGACU
Cladocopium goreaui is the source of this 637-nucleotide messenger RNA. The record is from the annotation of a GenBank genome assembly. NCBI's taxonomy places the organism in Eukaryota, Dinophyceae, Suessiales, Symbiodiniaceae.